Fusarium venenatum is the source of this 1956-nucleotide messenger RNA. Lineage: Eukaryota; Fungi; Ascomycota; Sordariomycetes; Hypocreales; Nectriaceae. The record is from RefSeq and is a predicted model, not a curated record.
AUGUUUCGACUCGUACCGAGAUACACUUUUGGGCUCAAAGCUGUGAAAUCUCCCUUCGUGAUUAGGCCACAGACAUUUCAGACAUUCGCUUCAGUUGCAGCUUCAACUGUUGCUCAUGAACCGCCUAAAUUACAGCUCCGAGAUUAUCAGGAAGAAUGUAUCGAAUCGGUUUUAACUUCUUUGGAAAAUGGGCAAAAAAGAGUUGGCGUGUCCCUCGCUACUGGAAGUGGGAAAACAGUCAUUUUCACUCAACUGAUUGAGAGAAUUCCAUCAAACGAGAAUGCGCGGCAGACAUUGAUCUUGGCUCAUCGUCGCGAGCUUGUGGAGCAAGCAGCGAACCAUUGUCAGCGCCAGUAUCCUGAUAAAAAGAUCGAGAUUGAGAUGGGAAAUGUCCACGCAACGGGAACCGCAGAUAUCACUGUCGCCAGCGUACAAAGUAUAACGUCACAAGGUCGUCUUAAAAAGUUCGACCCGUCUCGUUUCAAGCUUUUACUGGUGGACGAAGCUCAUCACAUCGUCUCUCCAGGUUACCUCAAGACCCUACGCUACUUUGGACUCGACCAGAAGCGGCCAGAGUCCCCAAAUCUGGUCGGUGUAUCUGCUACGUUUUCGCGUUUCGACGGAGUCAAGCUUGGUGCGGCCAUCGAUGAGAUCGUCUACCACAAAGACUACAUAGACAUGAUUACGAAAAAGUGGCUAUCAGAUGUCAUUUUUACCACCGUCGAGUCCAAAGUAAACCUAUCAGAAGUCAGCAAGGGCGCUUUUGGUGACUAUCUUCCCGGAGAACUCUCAAAGGCAGUCAACACUAGCGAGACCAAUGAUAUUACAGUGCGCAGUUGGAUGGCAAAGGCUCAAGGAAGGAACUCAACUCUGGUGUUCUGUGUUGAUGUCGCUCACGUUGUUGAGCUAACAGAUCGCUUUCGACAGCAUGGCUUCGACGCAAGAUACGUGACAGGAGAAACACCAAAGGUUCAAAGGGCUAAGACAUUGGAUUCUUUUCGAAAGGGCGAGUUUCCAGUAUUAGUCAACUGUGGUGUCUUCACUGAAGGAACCGACAUUCCCAACAUUGACUGCAUCGUUCUUGGUAGGCCGACAAGAUCUCGCAACCUCCUUGUUCAGAUGAUCGGCAGAGGAAUGAGACUACAUCCAGGGAAGAAAAACUGCCAUAUCAUUGAUCUAGUCUCAAGUUUGGACACUGGAAUCGUGACUACGCCGACAUUAUUUGGCCUUGAUCCAAAUGUUCUGGUGGAGAGGGCAACAGUGAACGGCCUGCGCAAGAUCAAGGAGACGGGUCAAGACAUUAACGGACAGCCUUUGUCGUACCAUACAACUCCCGGACCCGGAUCUGGCAGUGUCACAUUCACAGACUAUGACUCAGUCCUGGACCUCAUCGCCGAUACAUCUGGCGAAAAGCACAUUCGUGCCAUCAGUAAAUACGCCUGGGUUCAAGUGCAAGGAGACAAGUUUAUUCUCUCCGCACCAGAUGGUUCCUACGUUCGCAUAGAAAGAGUGAGUGAAAGGUCCAACAAUUCGGCACCUGUCUACCGAGCAGUGGAGGUGCGAGCGCUACCAAGCGGUGUUGCUAAAACACCAUACGCAAUGCCAAAGGAGAUUCUCACUGCAACUACGUUCACCGAUGCAGUGCACGGAGCGGACAGUUUCGCAGCCAAAAUGUUCCCCCACAACUUCAUUCACCGUUACCAGCGUUGGCGGUCACUGCCACCUACACAAGGACAGGUCGACUUCAUCAACAGAAUGCGCGGCAAGGCAGAGCCUUUGAAACUUGAAGACUUGAACAAAGGCAAGGCUGCAGAUAUGAUCACAAAGCUCAAGCACGGCGCGCGUGGCCAGUUUGCAAGGAUAGAGGCACGACAGAGAAAACAGGAUAAGCAGAACAAAGCAGCAGAGGCUAAACGGCUCCGAGAGCAUGUAACCGUAGGACCUGUGGCAUCUUGA